Messenger RNA from Caenorhabditis elegans, 261 nucleotides. It is a transcript of the gene ZK856.16, whose product is annotated as Ovule protein. Lineage: Eukaryota; Metazoa; Nematoda; Chromadorea; Rhabditida; Rhabditidae. The transcript has a single exon. The coding region runs from base 1 to 261 and encodes 86 amino acids. The record is from RefSeq and is marked reviewed.
AUGAGCGAAAAAACUCGUAACCUUAUGCUUAAAAGCUCAGCUGCGCCCACCAGUAGUCAACAGUACCAUUCGAACAACGUCCCACUGCCAGUCUUCCGUGGAACCAGCUUGAUAUCGCAACUCGAAACACAAAAAUAUCCGACAUCCUUCACAGCGUGCUCUUCUGAUUUUGACAAUGUAAUCAUUCCAUCUUGUCCAAGCAUUCCGAUGCCGACUCAAUCCUCAUCGAGUACGGAUACGGCCAUGGAUUCUUCUACUUGA